GUGACUAGCUUCAGGCACAUUUUAUUUAUCAAAAUUUAAUGGAUGAUGACAUGUACUGUGUUGAAAUUUCGUCGGUGAUAACUUAAAUCCGUAUAUCUACAUAAUUUGAUCGAGAUUCUUUGAUAAUUUCUCGAAAAAUGGAUUUUGGGCAAAUACUACACACUGCCAAGAAAAACGAGCAUGCAAAUAAAAAUGGGGCCCGUUAUUACAGUACAAAGUUUGAACCACCCAAAAAGGAAAAAAAAACUUCUGUGGAGUUAUCUGCUAAUAUAAAAAAAUUCUUAGCUAAAAAGGAAGCAGAGGAAAAGAAGAAAGCUGAAGAGGAUCAUAAGAAACGGGAAGAGUUAUUGGCACUGCGAUCCCAGGACAAGAAGGCCACCCGCCGCGUUAAUGUUAUGCUGAAACGGACGAAAUCCGCCAAUCAAUCGGUGAUAGAGGACGCAGUGGACAACGACAACACUGCGGUGACUCUGGCAGGCCCGAUGCAACCAGACGAAGACGAUUAUGGGUACGUUUCCCAGGAAGCCUCCGCGUUUUACAACCAAAUGAUGGAGAAAUACAACAAGAUGCCCGACGAACCGAAAUUCGACAUGACGAAGAAGAAAGUCAGCACGAAUUUGAGUAGCACGAAAGAUCGAGUUAGGGCGGCACUCGAAAGAGAAAAAGAGGAAGCGAUGAUGCCACAUAAAAGGAAACGGAAACAUAAAGAGAAAGAGGAAGAUGAGGAUGGAGUUAGCUAUGAUGCCCCUGAUAGAGAGCCAGAGGAUAAAGAAAAAGAAGUUACUAAAGAAGUGCCCAAGGUUAAACCUAAACCAAAGAUGAUGCCACCACCUAUAAAUUUUUCAGAGAAAGAAGAUGAAAAACUUCUUACAAAGAGACAGAGGAGAGAUGCAGAAAAGGAGAGGGAGUUUCUAAGAAGACGUGAAGAAAGAAGAAGAGACAUAGAAAGAGGUAGAAUACCUAAAAAAGUAGAAUCAACAACUAAACUCACAAAUAAUGGUGAAAAACAGAUUUCUAAAUCAAACAAAUCCAGUUCUGCUGAUAGAAUACCUGAAAUUAGUGACCACCCAAGUGCCAAAUCAUUAGGAAGUUCUAAACCAUCAACUGAUUCCAUCAAGAAACAAACACAGUCAGAUAAAUUUGUUAGUAGUAAAGAAAAAUCAAGAGGCUUAAGUACUUCUGGUGCCAGUAGUUCUUUUCAGUCUGGGAAAUUUAAAAGCAAAGAUGCUCAAAAGGAUAGAACUGGAUUUGAAGAAGAAGAGAAGCCUGGAAAGAAAUAUUUACCUGGUGAUUUGAGGUAUAAACCAGAGCCAAAAGUAGAAGUCAAACCUACUAAACAACUCCCAGAAGAAGCAAGAUACAAGCAGGGUCAAGACGUGAGGCAGAAACAAGGACAAGAAGAUGUAAGGUAUAAACAAAAACAGGAUGAAGCGAGACUCAAACAGAGACAAGAAGAAAUUAGGAACAAACCAAGACCGGACGAGGAUCCUCGUCCGAGGAAAUACCUGCCAGGGGAUGUUCGAUACAAACAGGAAAUGGAACCCAAAAGAUUCCCUCCCAAUGACAUCAUAUCCAGAAAGAAUGCGCUCUCUUCCAAGAACCCCAGCACUGAGACCCAAUUGAAAAAAACAUCACAAAAUGACACUACCACAAGGAAACCUCUGGCCAAUGGUAAUCCUCCUAAAAAAAUUACAGCUGGUGAUCCGGGUUCCAGGAAUGGUCCCGCCAAACAAUUUCCACCAAGAGACUUGAAACCUUUGAAGCAGAAGCAGUUCCCUCCACCAGAUGUUAGGAGGAACGAUGUUCAGGCCAUAAAGAAGAAACCGGCCAUAGGAAAUAAACGUCGUAUUUUAGAUGAUGACAGUGAGUAUGAUUCAGAAAUGGACGAUUUCAUCGACGACGACGAGCCUGAAGAUGACUACUCGAAAUACAUAUCCGAGAUUUUCGGCUAUGACAAAUCUAGGUACAGGGAUGUCGAUGACGAUGUAGACAAUAUGGAGUCUACGUUCGCCCAACAGAUGAGAGAAGAAGUAAUCAGUACCAAAAUAGGUAUAAUGGAAGAUUUGGAAGACAUCAAAAAAGAAGAAGAGGAGAAAAAACGGAAAAUGCAGAUGAAGAAGAGAAAAAAAUAAUAAUUUUGGGCAGUAGGUGAAUCUAUUAUUUAUAGUUUUAAUAGCAACUGAGAAUUUCAAGUGAUUUAAUAUUCAAUGUUGAUGAAUUUACUCAGAAAUCUCUAUCAACUGUUUCUGUCAUAGAGUUUGUUAACAUGGGAAAAUCAUUAUUGAAGUCAUGAAACAAUUAAUUUCAGUGAUAGAUUGUGCAUGUCUGAUAAUUUUAUACUCUACUAGAUCGAACUAGACAGAAAAUAAUUGAAAACGUGUGAGACGCAACGAGUGUUGCACCUUCGCUCACGUGAAAACUAGAAUUUUUAGGAUUUUCUCUCCUGUUUCUAUGAAUAGAUAUAUUAGUACAUUUUGAUACACUAUGUGUAGUAGGGACAAAUCAGAAUCAAAUAUCACUCCUUUUAAAAUUUCACUAUUAGAAAUCUUGAAGAGAUCUACAAUCUAUAGUCAGUGACACCUUGUUUCAAUAAGUACGAAAAAAUCGAAGAAAUAUUAAAUUUUCGCUUGGACAUUGGGUACGAAUCAAUUUCUGAAAUUUUUCUCAGCAACUGGUUUAUUUCCUUUUAUUGGUACUUUUCAGGGACAGAAAUUGACAGGAAAAUGUGAGUUAUAGGUUUUUUCAUUAGUUGUUCUUGAAUUUACCAUUUUUUUACUUGGAUUCUGUAAGUGAAUACCAUGUUUCUUCUAUUUCAAUCACAAAACUCGAAAGACCUAAAAGGCUAAUGCAAGUGUGAGGAAUCGCUGAAAUCUGAUACAACCAGUGUGCUCGCGGCAAUGGUGAUCAUGCGCGCAUUGCAACAUUGUCAGUUAUAUAUUUUUAUACGCAAAUCUCAUAUUUAGGCAUUAGGAUGUAGUUCAUAUUUCUUAUACAACUUCCUGUAACUGAUGAUCAACAGCUUUACAAACAUCAUAUAUAAAAUUUUCACCACAAAAUUCAUAGACUCACUGAUAUUUGAUAAAUUACAAUGUCUAUGAACUUAAUAAUUUUUUACGAGUUCAUCUGGCAACUGUGUGAGAAUGUACCUCUGUCAUUUUGUCUGACGUAGACUCAAGACAGAGCCCGAUUAGUUUCAAUUAUGCAGUGUAUUGAUUUGCGCUUAACGUCUUUCAUUAGUGAUUUUGAGGUUAUUGAAGAGUUCUGGUAUUUUACUCCAGUUUAGGUGGUUUAUUGUUGUUCGGGACAUU
Phaedon cochleariae (mustard beetle) is the source of this 3308-nucleotide messenger RNA. The record is from the annotation of a GenBank genome assembly. NCBI's taxonomy places the organism in Eukaryota, Metazoa, Arthropoda, Insecta, Coleoptera, Chrysomelidae.